Apis mellifera (honey bee) is the source of this 2401-nucleotide messenger RNA. RefSeq lists its product as uncharacterized. Bases 1 to 2028 code for a protein of 675 amino acids. Gene Ontology annotation, biological process: cilium assembly. Gene Ontology annotation, molecular function: protein binding. Gene Ontology annotation, cellular component: axoneme. The transcript has 4 exons. The record is from RefSeq and is a predicted model, not a curated record. Lineage: Eukaryota; Metazoa; Arthropoda; Insecta; Hymenoptera; Apidae.
AUGCCGAUAAGUCACGACAAUUGGAAGACCGCUUGGGCACGCGGUAGUAAAUUCGAGGAUAUCAUUUGGAUAGGAAAUGACGUUCUGGCUUGGUGUUCCGGCCUUCACAUCGUGUUCUACCAGAUCGAGCACAAGAAGAAGAGUAUCCUUUGGUGUUGGUCUCACGAUAUCGGGGAGGGAGUUCGAUCCCUUUCCUCGCACACCAAGUAUCCCAUAUUCGCUUUUGCCGAGAAAGCGUCUCAACCAAAAAUCAUGGUGUAUACGUACCCAUCGUUGAUCAAAAUAUCCGAAUGCGCAAACGGGUUCACGAAUCAUUGUCUGGCCACCGGAUUCACCUCCACCGAUUACAUAAUCUCGAUGGGCUCGUAUCCACACUUCAGACUGAGCGUAUGGAAUUGGAGGACAGGCGAGAAGAUCGCCGCUGUGCACACCCAUAUACGAGACGAGAUUGGCCAGAUCAUGAGGAUCAAUCUGAUAGGACCUGUCCUCGUUGCUCAAGUGGGGAAAAGUUGCGGGGAGGCGUACGUUUGGGAUCUGAUCAUCACCAAAGAAGCUACUAUUUUGAAAGAGUACGAGAUAAAACUUCCGAGGGACGAACCGAUUCGUGGACUGGACUGGUCUUCAACGUCCACGGAACCGUUACUGGCGCUCGUUGACAAAGAGGGUCACAUCUAUCUGAGUAAUUACGACGGAAGCGACGUCUAUCGGAUCAUGGUUGGCCACCGUUGCAACAUCUGCAUAGAGAAGGAUCUGCCUAUAAUCAAGUGGUUCCAGGACGGCCUCGUGUUACGAACGCCGUACUGUCAGAUAUCGUUCUACAAAAAGUUCGCGAGAUUGAAUAUAUGGAGAAAACUGUGGUACGUGAAGACGGAGAAGAAACCGUAUAUUCUUAUCACGAAUCCGUAUCGGGAUCGCCGAUUUUUCUAUUACACGUACGAGGGGGAGCUGAUGCAAGUGGAUAUAUUCGAGGAAAACGACAAGCCUGUAGUUUCCAAAUGCUUCGACAACGGAGGAGUGUAUCGUUUCGUCGAUUUCGUGUAUCCGUGGUGCCAUCAUUUGUUCGCUAUUUGCGACGCGAACAAAGAAUACGUCAUACUCGAGUGUUACGAAGGGACUCUCAUCUCGAACAUAAUACCAGACGUGGACGACGAAAUAUUGUGUCAGACCUCCCAUCCGGAAUUUCCGUUGAUCGUUUUGGCGACCAAUCGCGGCGAGUUGCACUGCGUAUCCAUCGUGAAGCCGACCAAUCCUAAGAUCAUCGCUCGAUUGAGGAUCCAACGAACGCCGUUGGAUUUCGUCAAAUUCUCGUUGUCUGGAAGAUCUCUGAUCGCGGCCGAGACAAAAGCAGGCAACUGUUACUACAUAAACAUGCAACGGGUGAAUAUGUACGACGUGCAGACGUUGAUCAGAGUCGGACAUCCGAUCUCCGACGUACUAAUCUUCGAAGGAUACAAGAAGCUGCGUAUCCUCGUUCUAUACACGAUCGUGAGAAACGUGGGGCACAGCUUGUUCCUAUACGAGAUCGUGGAAAAUCAAACGUUGGUCGUCGCGCCGAUCGUGGAAUUGCUUUUGCCUGGAGUGUAUCGGAAUCUCUAUCACGUGCCCGGUAAUCCGAUGUUCCUCAUAGGAACACCUUACAUGACGCGCCAACUUCGAGUGCAGAAGAUACAAGAUUUCAAGAACAUCACGUUCGAGGACGGUUUGAUGACAGGGCAUCUCAUGAAACUGGCCAGUUUGUUCGUGGAUCGAUGGUGGAUCAUGACGAUGGCCAUCGACGGGAUAGUUCACGUAAGGGACAAGACAGUGAGGCGGGAAAUGGCGUGCAUCAAGACCCAUCACAGGGAGGAAUUGGGCACGAAGAAGGCGAUGUCCAACAAACAAGGGGAUCUGAUCAUCGCCCUCGGUUACAACGGCUCGUUGAUCGCGACCAAGUUUUCCCCCGCCAAAAAGCGUAGGAGCUGCAAGGAUUACGUUCCCCGAAGGAGAAACGUACGAGCAAAGUGGAGCACAAGCUGUACGAGAAGAUGAUAAAGAAGAUCGACAUCGAUUACGCGAGCCUCGACCCGUUAAUUUACGAUAUUCUGACGAGUCCGUUGUACGAGUUCCCGGAUUCGGAGAAGGAGGGGGACAAGACGUGGACGGAAUGGAGGUACGAGAUGCAGCUGAAGGAGGAGGAGGAAGAGAGCAGGGAGCAGAAGACGGCCAUAUUGAAUGAUUUCGAGGAGCUUCGGAACAAGGUGAAAAAGUUGUUGGACGAGAACGAGGCGAGCACGGAGAUAGAAAAGCUUCCCAUAGCCGCGUUCGAUCUGGACAUAAAGGGGCGGGAUCACAAGUUGAAGGUUGGCCGCGACAUUUGCGAGAACCUUCGCCUCGAGUUCGAGCACAACAUCAACGAGACGAA